CAUACCGCCAUCUACCUGGCUAACCUAUCGUUGCAUCAUGUCGGGCGAAGCCACCACUACCCUGGCCUCUCUUCAGAAAUUAACUGUCCCUCAACUUAAAACUUUAUGCAAGGAACGAAAGAUAACCGGGUACUCCAAGCUCGGCAAAGCUGCUCUCAUCGAAAAGUUAUCUGGAUCCAAGACUGGCACCCUCAACGAAGUUGCCAAACGCUUAGAUAGAUCCAAAAUAUUGGACGUCCAGAUAGGCUCUGAGCUUAGCUAUGUUGCUCAGGAAUCCUCGACGCCGUCAAAUCCAACUCUGGUUAUGAAUGACGUUACCCAUGCGCAUACAACCCAGGUUCAUGCCUGUGGCAAUCGCGCCGAGCCCUCAAGAGAAGCUACCGACGCCGGCGCUGCGAUCGUUCAUACGCUCGUGCCUUCAAGUGCUCAUGCCAACCAACACAACAGUACUAUGUCUACACAGCUUCCUGGCAACGCCGGAGAGGCUUUUUCCCAGCCUGCUGGACCCGCAUCUCGGCAAAGCGCAGAUUUUAUUGGCUCCCGCAAGGACAAGACUGCUGUCCCAAGGGCCAAGAAACGGCCGACACCCUCCUCUGUCGUCGGUGUCCCAAAGAAGCGCAAGGUACAGAAGAAAGGGUUGGAACAAGAGCAGACCAUUCCUACAUCACAAGCGUCGAAGGCACCCGUAACACAAUCAUCGCCGAGAUCUGCUUUGCAUUCUCUGUCUAAGUCUCCUGCUUCUGAUCUGGGCGUUCCGCUCGUGUCUGUAUCAAAUCCGUCCAGUAUAUCCAGUGCUAAACCGCCGUUGUCUCGUCUCAAUCCUGCCUUUUUUCUCGCUUCUACCCAUGCUGAGGCACCGGACGCCAUGGCUGGCAAGGAUCCUGCGAUGUCUUCUUCAUCUCAACGAGUGCCCAAACAAGGAUCAACCACGCUGAAGAGUCUACCUCCGUCACUACCUAGGCCGGUUGGCAAACGGUUCCAGGCGCUGGUAGUGACCAAACGCCCAGAAGCCUUACCCACUGCAGGAACACGUACCCAUAGUGAUCAAGAGGUCGAUGCACCACGGGAAAGCACAGAACUUCCCUCUCUGUAUCAUCUAGACUUCCCAAAGCGGGCACCUGCCCCGCCGCUUUCGCCAAUCACUCUCCCGCCGUCGCUCGUGCAGCGCAAACGCGUGCAGCAAUGGGCCAUUAUCCUGAGCGGACUGUCGGACGCCGAACGCAGACAGUGCGUUGUGGUCUCGCGUAUGUUUCGCUAUGCUGUGUACCUGUCCGCCUUCCAUGUUCUCAAGCGUCAACAUGACGGUCGCAGAUUCUCCCAAGACGUCUCGCAGUACUCGCAAGCCAUGACGAACAUGUGGCCGUACCUUCGCCUCCGCGUGAUAGAAGCCUUGCAACGACGGCGUAUAUACGAAGCGACGUUCCUUGCGAAGUUCAUCUACUCUCGAGGAUUGCCCAAUCCGAUCGCUGAUCGCCUAUGGUCCAGUCCGGACGACCAUAAGCAGAUUGGUAUCGCCCUGAAGUUUGUUCUGUCUAGGCUCUGGUUUGCUCUGUCUAUCGGGUCCGGAAACAACGACUCGAUAUCGAUCGCCUGGUUGCAAGCUGUGGUGGUUGACGUGCAGCCCAUCAUUUCUGGAGAAAUCUGGGGCGUCACUGUGGAACAUGACCUUGGUUCUAGUCGAAUCAGGGAAACCUUUUACGUUCUGGAGGCAACCUGCGAACCUGUCGGUUGUCCGGGACCGGCAAAUUCGCCGGAACAAGAGCAGAACGGCCAUCUCGACGUUGUGCCCGUACGCGCAGACUGGUCGGACUACAUCAAUCGACUCCGCUCCAGCAAUGGACCCGCCCAUAUCAAGCUGCUGGACCAACUGAAGUGGGCAGGUCAUGAAGAGUACGAGCGCGGUAUCAGCCACGUCUGGCUGAAGAGAUCCCAACGGGAAGGGGAGCUAGGCCAAGCUAAGCGGAUCGUAGCAGAACGAUACGUCCUUGCAUGUGUCAUUGCGAACAGUGUCAGUGGGCACUGGAUGUCCGCGUCGGAGAUGGCGCAGGAUUUUGCAGGGCUCUCUUCGCGCAGCCACGUUUCUAGUGUCCGGCCCAAGGCCACGCAGGUCAACCUUUAUCUGCCAGAACAUCAUCACGUCGAAAGCGUCCACUUUACUUCGUCUCGCGGCAAGGGAUUGCACUCCGCUCUCGCGAUUGUGCAGACACCUCAUCGGGCGUACUACAUUCUACGAGACAACGGCAUGCAAGUGGGAUGUGAGGAGGACGGCGUCUCGACGGUGUGGCAGGAAGUGAUUGGGUGCGACGAGGCAGGUCACUGAUUCUGAAUGAUCGGCAGUACUUGUCUUCCAUGCUUGCAGUCAGCUUGUGCAGGGCUAUGUCGU
Molecule: messenger RNA, 2383 nt
Organism: Rhodofomes roseus
Lineage: Eukaryota; Fungi; Basidiomycota; Agaricomycetes; Polyporales; Fomitopsidaceae
Exons: 6
Coding region: 38-2320 (760 amino acids)
Source: RefSeq, a predicted model, not a curated record